Tetranychus urticae (two-spotted spider mite) is the source of this 1874-nucleotide messenger RNA. It is a transcript of the gene cactin, whose product is annotated as cactin, spliceosome C complex subunit. Gene Ontology annotation, molecular function: protein binding. Gene Ontology annotation, cellular component: cytoplasm; spliceosomal complex. Gene Ontology annotation, biological process: mRNA cis splicing, via spliceosome. The record is from RefSeq and is a predicted model, not a curated record. Lineage: Eukaryota; Metazoa; Arthropoda; Arachnida; Trombidiformes; Tetranychidae.
UUGAUGAAAACAAAUAAACUUCUUUCAUUCAGUUAAUUUAUCUUGUUGUGUUAUAUUAUUUGUGAAUAAGUUUAUUAAAAGCGCUCAAUAUGUCUGCAUUGGGUAUGAAAACUGAAGACAUCACUAAAGCUCUAGAAACACCAGAAGAAAAAAGAUUGAGACGAUUGGCGAAAAAAGCAGCAAAAGAAACAAAGCGAAAGUUAAAAUUAAUUGGAUAUACUAAUGAAGAUAAUCCAUUUAAUGAUCCUGAGUUCGAUAAGCCUUUUAUUUGGUGGAAAAAAUACGAAGCCUUAGGUAUUAAAAAUAUUGACGAAAUUCACGCAGACAUUGAAAGGAUACGCCAGUCAAAUAUCGAUGAAUUGGAAAAAAUUAGGAAAAGAAGACAAGAACGGGAAAAAGAACGAGAAGAAAGGACUAAAGAGAUGGAGGCUCGUCGACGAGAUGAAGAAGCUGGUAAAUUUAGGAGUUGGGUUGAUGGUGAGGAACAGUUUCUUUUCAAACAAGCCAAACUUCGUUCUGAAGUUAGAAUGAAAGAAGGACGAGCUAAGCCCAUUGAUUGGUUGGUUGCAUAUAUCAAUGCAAGUGGAAACGAAUCAGAAUAUCAAGAACAUUUGGUUGAACCAUAUCGUUAUUUGAAUGGUUUGAGACUGAGUGACAUGGAAGAUCUCCAGGAAGACAUUAGAGUUUACAAACAGCUGGAUUCUACUGAUAACUUAGAAUACUGGAAAGACUUAGAAAUAAUUGUACAGGACGAACUCUUGAAAUUGAAAUGUUAUCAAGCUUCAAAGAAUCAAAAAGACGAUGGUAUCAACCCAUCAGUUGCUAAAGAGCAAAACAAAAUACUUACUGAUAAAACUCCAUCUCAACUGGUGGCAUUACAAGCAGCAAUCGAGAAAAAGAUGGCUAAUCACCAUGAAGUGAUAGACAUUAGUUACUGGGAAAAUUUACUUGCUAAAGUCAAAGCACAUAUGGCUCGAGCUCGUCUGCGGGAUAGACAUAAAGAAAUUUUAAGAAAGAUGAGCAAACAAGAAGUACACAAUCAAAGUCAACCAGAAAGUAUGUCUGAUGAAAACGAUCAAGAAGACGACUAUGUUGAUCCUCUCGAAGCAUGUAUUGAAGAGUAUCAAAGAGGAGGUUAUUCACCAACUCUAUUGAACAAAAAGGACGUUGAUUCAUCUUUAAUUAUCAACCCUGAUGAGGACCUACGAAAUCUAGAUAUUAAACGACAAAUGGUAUUAUCGCAACCAAGUAAACUGGAUAAAACUUCUACGGCAACUGCUGCUGAAUUGCAAUUCGAAAAGGAAGCUCGACGUGGUAUGGGAUCUGAUGAAGGCAUUUUAAGAAUCGAAGAAAAUAUAGUACAAGAUCCAAGUAUUGCUUCAUGGUCGGAAAAAUAUCGCCCAAGGAAACCUCGAUAUUUCAAUCGUGUCCACACUGGAUUCGAAUGGAACAAAUACAACCAGACACAUUAUGACAUUGACAAUCCACCUCCGAAAAUUGUUCAGGGAUAUAAGUUUAACAUAUUCUAUCCUGAUUUAAUCGAUAAGAGUAAAACACCGACGUAUACAGUUACUCCAUGUGCUGAUAAUAAAGACUUUGCUAUCAUUAAGUUCAAGGCAGGGCCACCCUAUGAGGAUAUUGCAUUUAAAAUUGUGAAUAGAGAGUGGAAUUAUUCAUAUAAAAGUGGCUUUCGUCGUCAAUUCAGCAACAAUAUUCUACAGCUUUGGUUCCACUUCAAAAGAUAUCGUUACCGUCGUUAAUUUAUCGGUGUUAUCUAUAUUUUGUGCUAUUAAAUAUUCAAAAAAUCAACUUUUAUCCACAACUUUUCUACAUUGUACUUAUUGAAAGAUAGAUUGUAAAUAUAAUGAAUUUUC